UGCAACGGCAACAGGGGGCAAUUGGUCCGUUGGUAAGGUGUCGUUAUCUCCCGUCCACUGCCGCCGGCGUGCCUCGGAGACUCAACACGUCGCCAGACUAGACGCGCCAUGGCCAAGAACAGCUAUGUGGUUUAUGUCCUAGUGCUGCUCGUCGCGGGCUACACGGCGGCGCUAGCCUCGGCCACGACGACGACGUUCAUCGUCGGUGACGACCAGGGCUGGAUGACCGGCGUGGACUACGUCGCUUGGGUGAAAGGAAAGACAUUCGCGAUCGGAGACAAGCUAGUGUUUAACUACCCGAGCGAGGAGCACACGGUGACGGAGGUGAGCAGGACCGACUACUUCGCCUGCGCCGGAGGCAACGCGCUGAGCAACGACCGCAGCGGAUCGACCAACAUCACGCUCACGGGGCCCGGCACGCGCUACUUCCUCUGCAACAUCCCAGGCCACUGCACCAUCGGCAUGAGGCUCGCCGUCACGGUCGCCGGGGGCGGAUCGCCUCCGGGCGCCACGCCGGCCGGUGGCGCGGCGGGCGCCACGGCUCGGCCGGCGAUGGGAUCCUUCAUCGUCAAGACGACCGCGUGGCUGGCUGUGAUCAAGCUCACGCUGUCCUGAUGAGGUGAUGACGCCGUGACUGAUUCACACCCGUCUCUCACGGUUCAUGGUUAUUGUACUCCGCAAAAUUGGCCAGAUUUUGAUACGUUUACCGGAGAUUGUUUGUCCUUGCAGAGGAUCCCUUUACUCGUCACUGCUCUUUACAUCUCUUUGGUUCGUCUGUGAUUUGCGAAUAUAUUUCACGGUACUUUGUUGA
Zea mays is the source of this 811-nucleotide messenger RNA. Its product is annotated as mavicyanin. Gene Ontology annotation, cellular component: plasma membrane. The transcript is spliced from 2 exons. The record is from RefSeq and is a predicted model, not a curated record. Lineage: Eukaryota; Viridiplantae; Streptophyta; Magnoliopsida; Poales; Poaceae. The coding region runs from base 109 to 615 and encodes 168 amino acids. Gene Ontology annotation, molecular function: electron transfer activity.